Molecule: messenger RNA, 2808 nt
Organism: Ostrea edulis (European flat oyster)
Lineage: Eukaryota; Metazoa; Mollusca; Bivalvia; Ostreida; Ostreidae
Exons: 4
Coding region: 103-873 (256 amino acids)
Source: RefSeq, a predicted model, not a curated record
UUCUAGAUGUUUUGUUUUAAACAUAUUUACAAUUAUUGUUUUACCAUCUUAAGCUGUAUGGUGUAAAGCGUUGCAUGCAAUAUAUCAAUUUAGAGUAAGAUUAUGCAAUCCGAAAACAUGAUUUACUUAUGUAGCAUCUUAUUGGGGAUGCUAUGCAAUACUGUUUCAUCAGAAGGAAUGAAAGGCCUUUGUCAAGGCGUAAGAGAACACGUGUGCUGUGCAGGAUACUUAUGGAACAUUACAACAAAAACGUGUCAAGAAUGUAGCCCAGGACUUUAUGGAAUAAGGUGUUCACUACAAUGCCAAUAUCCCAGCUAUGGUAAGGCAUGUCAAGAAACUUGCCUUUGCGAAUCAACUUUCUGCCACCAUAUUACAGGCUGUAUCAGGACAACUAGUCAACCAAUUCCCGUUUCUUUAGCAAUAGAGACCACUGCGCAUAUAGAAACGAUAUCCUACGAGAAGCAAACAGUGAAUUCCAUUUCAAGUACGACACAAUCGCCAUCUAAGCUCGAUAAUACCAAAAUACUACUUUUAGGGAUUAUUGCUGUUAUUGGAUUUUUUGCUGUAAUAUUUUCUAUAUUCUGCAUGUUCUAUAUUUUUAACAAAAUGUGUCAAAGAAAAAGGAUGCAUUUUGAAAACAUACCUCGAUCCUAUGGCCGUAUACAGAAAGAACAAUCUGCUGUGAAUAUGGAGCUAAAUACAGAUGGAUUAGAAAUAGCUGGGGAGAACCUAGAGCUGUCAGCAGAAGUAAGUGAAGUAAAUGAUCAUUACGAGAGGGUUGAGGACAAUGUGGAUGGUUUUGUAUAUUAUGGGAACGUCAACGUCAGGUCAUCGGCAAGCGACGCAUAUUUAUACCCCGUCGCACAUAUCUGAAAACGUACGAGAGAAAGAAGAGGUGCAAAUAAAAGAUGGAUGAUAAGAAUCACUAGGAGACAUUGUAAGACUCACGAAGUGUACACUUACAUAUUUUUGGAAUCAUUCCUGUGCACAAAAGUGUGUUGAUGAUGCAUCGGUACAAAUCAUAUUCUUUUUGAAAUGUCAACAUUUGCCUUUUCUAACAAACUUAUCAUUCAUCAAUCUGGUAUAGAUAAUAAGAUAUUUCAUACCUAGAUUAAUCCAGGGAUAUAAAUCCUGCAAAAGAAUAAUGAUACUCACAAGAUUGAAUGUCGUUUUUCAUUUCACAAGUUCAGUGCAGCGAGGUGGUCGGCAGUGGUACGUCAUGUGGGGUCACUUAAUGGGCACCCAAGGGUGAAAUGCGGGGCUACAGAAUGGGCUUCAAAAUGACCAGCUCGAUGGGAUUAGUUCUUAUAUUAUCUUCAGGGCAGGGGGCCCGCAGUUUACAUGUCGCUGGAGGACCGUUUAAAAUGUUAGAGACAAAACUAGAGGUUCGAAUAUACCCAGUUGGUGCAGCUGGAGAGUUUCAUCAAUUAGCUGCGGCGAGUGAGUGUGUCUUAUUUGGUAUUAGUUACUGAGUAAUUAGCCAGGUUGUUUAGGAAUGUAGAUAAAAGGUGUAGAUAACGAGCAGUGAUCAAUAUCAUAACUCAUAUAAGCAAUACAAAAUAAAUACUUGGGCAAACACGGACCCCUGGACACACCAUAUUUGGGAUCAGGUGCCUAGGAGGAGUAAGUACCCAUGUCGACCUGUCAAUUCCGCCGUGAACCAUAUAUCUUGAUCAGGUAAACGGAGCUAUCGACAUGAAACACAUCAGACAGCAUGUGACCCAAUGAAAGAUUGGAUUGGCAAACUAGAUCGUUAAUGGACAUGAUAACUCUUAUCCAAGGACUUAUGUUAAGCUUUCAUCAGGUUGGGAUAGCUUGGUUGUACGCCAAGUACAGUCCUGAGACGGUGCGACCUGUCAUUUUUGUCAAAACUUAACCUUUAUUUAUCAUUAAUUAAUCGUAUAUUAUAUUCUAAAGUUCACACAUAAGAUUUAUAUCAUUAACUUUGUGUUAUUUAUAUUUUGUUUUUAAAUUUGAAGAAAAGACAACUAGGUCAUGCUUCUCUUUAAACAGCCACAUUUCGUAAUAGGACCCUUUAACCACUCAACUUUGAAUUAUAUCCUGUUACUUAUUUCAACGUGAAAGAGUGUUUAUAUAUUGUCUUUAAUCGUAUCGAACCAGGCUAUUGACGAACAAGUUGAUGGUGCAGAAAUUUCAACGCUCUCCUUUCAAUUCAACAUAUCUCAAAUUCUAUGAUCAUUAUAACGAUCUAGUUUGCCAAUACAACCUAUUAUUGGGUCAAAUGCUGUCUGACAUGUUUCCUACCGAUUGUUAGGCCGUUCUUGGUACUCUGAUUUUGACUACGGAUAACUCCGUUCACCUGAUCAAGGUAUAGGACCCAAGGCGAAUUUGACCGGUCGACAGGGGAUGCUUACUCACCCCGCCGUCUGACCCCAUUUCUGGUAUAUCAAAGGGUCCGUGUUUGCUCAACUCUCCAUUUUGUAUUGUUUUUAUGAGUUAUGAGAUUAAUCACUUUUCGUUAUCUUCACAUUUCAUUACUUUAACCAACAAUGUGUAUUUUUACGUCUCUGGAUAUCGUUUUCGGAAAAUUAAAUGAAUUGUCAUAAAGCAUUCCCCAUCGAUUGAUCUUUUUGUACACAUUAAAUUGCUUGGAACACAUUUGUUUUUCUUAAAAAUCUCACAAUGAAUUAGAUCAUUGUGUUCCUGUUGGUAUUUUAUAUAUACUGUCAUAAUCCCCGAACAUGAAAUGACAAUAUUUACAUUGAAAAAUUAUUAUUUCCAAAAUGAUGGAGAGAUGUUUUUGUUGCUGAAAAGUUACCUUCAGAGCGUACAUGACCUACUUUCACA